Messenger RNA from Mycena citricolor, 1443 nucleotides. Lineage: Eukaryota; Fungi; Basidiomycota; Agaricomycetes; Agaricales; Mycenaceae. The record is from the annotation of a GenBank genome assembly.
AUGAACAUCAUUGACCUCUUCCACUGCCCGCACCGGUAUUUCUGCUCUGCGGUCUCACUAGUGCACAGCACAUUAUUUAUCCUCACGCGCCGUAGAGAGAAGAUCUCAACCUCGCGAGACGACUACGAUAUCGACGAAGUCACCGGCUUUCUUCCACCUUCCCCUCCUCCGCGUCUAUCAGGUCCUUUUGCCUUGUGGGAACAGGCCUUGACUGAGGCCCGCACGGGAGUCUUCCUGUGGGACGAUCAGUCUGAGGACUCGUCGGGAAAGCGCCUCUCCUCGGAAGCAUGGCGGUCGAGGAUUCUAUCUGUAAGUCGGCUCCCCGCGCUUAUGAUCUGCGCUCAACAUCUGUCAAAGUUGCCCGUGAUUGACACAAACGUGCUGCGAGGAAAUCUCCGGGGUCUACACCGGGCACAUGCGGUUCUCGCUUUUCUGACACACUACUUCGUCCACUCUGCGCCACCAGCAGGGUCGGAUCUCCCGUGUGUGGUUCCCAAGGCUCUUGCCAUACCAUUCGUCACUGUUUCUCGCGAUCUCGGCAUUGCCCCGGUUCUCACCUACGCUGACACCGUGCUAUGGAAUUACGAACUGAUCGACGCGGCCCAGCCGGCAUCGGCCAUCAACAUCGAGUACCUCAACACAUUUUCGGGAACCGAGGAUGAGGCCCACUUCUAUUGCACGUCUGCGAUGGUCGAGCUCCGUGGGGUGGAAAUUCUGAACAUCAUCGACGAAUUCGCUUCGCUCCCCGACUUGCACGACCUCUCUGCAAUCUCCAAACUCUCACGUGAUCUUACCCGGCUCGUGGGCGUUGUCACAGAUAUCAGUGACAUCAUUCAGAGCGUCCGAGACAACGUGGACCCUCAUGUAUUCUAUCACACGAUCAGGCGGUGGUUCAACGGCAGCGAUGCAAACGGCACUUCGAGUCCCGGCUGGGUCUACGAGGGCGUUUCCGACUCGGACAAGCUGGAUCUGAGUGGCCCGUCCGGCGCACAAAGCAGCAUCAUCCACGCCCUCGAUCUUUUCCUCGAUGUCGACCAUAAGCUACAUCUGCGACGCCUCCCUCCGCCUUCUGCCGACAAUCGCCGUUCUGACACUGGUUUCAUGGAGCGCAUGCGCCGAUACAUGCCAGGCAAACACCGUGAUUAUCUGCAUUGCCUUGCCAACAGCCCACGAUCGAUCCGCGAGCUUGCCGAGCGGACACCAGCCCUCCGAGAGCCAUACGACAGUGCUGUCAUGGCCCUGAAGAAACUGCGCGACCUGCACAUGCGGAUUGCCUGCCGCUAUAUCAUCACCAUGUCCCGCUCCAAUCCGUCUGCGGCAUGCCCUGUCGCGGCGAUGAUGGACAAAGUGCAAAAAAGUCGUGGAACCGGGGGCAACGAAUUGGCUGCGCUCCUCAAAGCCAGCCGCGACGCGACCAGGCGCACUUUGCUGAAGCAAACGUAG